This is a messenger RNA of Colletotrichum gloeosporioides, 1428 nucleotides long. RefSeq lists its product as uncharacterized. The coding region runs from base 1 to 1428 and encodes 475 amino acids. NCBI's taxonomy places the organism in Eukaryota, Fungi, Ascomycota, Sordariomycetes, Glomerellales, Glomerellaceae. The record is from RefSeq and is a predicted model, not a curated record. The transcript has a single exon.
AUGCUGCAACCCCCCGACAAUCGCAUGCAAGUUGACGACCAGGAUGACUUGCGCGUAAGUCUUUUUGCAUACUCGCACCAGAGCCAUCCGCUAACCGCGUCCCUCAUGCAGUACAUCAUGGACAUGUUCCAGUAUCACACGGCUGAGCUGACGGCAGCCAAGGACAACCUCAAACAGAUGCAGUUGGCCCUCGAAGCCAAGUACUCCAAGCUGCAGAAGCUUCAUGGUAUUCUACAGCGAUACGUCCGACAGAACCCUGGCAUCCCUAUUCCUGAAGAUCUCCACUUCCGCGGAGAGAGAGAGCUCCAAGUUCGCACGGCAGGAUCGGCCGACUAUGAGGUCUACGUGCUCAACGCCGACAUCAACCAGGAUGAGAGCGGCAACUUGACUCUGGCUGGUCCACGCGACCACCCCGACGUGGGACAGACCCAGCGCGCCCGCAGUGGUAGCCUCCCCCGCGCCCGAGUUUUCGCGCACGGGAUGCCUCGCGAUGAGGUUGACCGGCUCACCGCCCUCUACGAGAAUCAGUCGCAGAGCCCUCCUGCCACUCUCACUGACAUCCACGAGCGCGCUCACGCCCACGCCGCUGCCCAUGCUUACAACGACGACGCCGAGAGCGUCCAAAUCGCUGAGGCCGUUGAAGUCCCCCAGGCCGACGCCGCCGAGGCUGUUCAGGUUCCUCAGGCUGCUCGACCCGCAGAGCAGGUCCAACUCUACGAGAAUUAUGGAGGCAUCAGUCCUGAUCCCACAGGCCGCAGACGUAUCGAGAACCAUCCUGGAUACUCCGACCUCGAUGUCUUCCAGCGACAGGAAAUCGCUGCAAGUUGGAUGCGCGGGCUUCCGCCGAAUGAUCCCCUUCAAGCCAUGGCCCCGCCCGCGGCUGACCCCCACGCGUGGCUUCAAGAUAACAGCCCGCCGCAGAUCAACUCCAUCACGCGGCCUUCACCUGACGUGCGAACCCUCUAUUCUCGUGAGAGAUACCCGGCGAGAGAGUACACCCCGAACCCCCCGUACCCCCCGACAAUGACGCAGGAGUUCAACCGGCCCAUGAGACCCCGCUCUGCGGCUGAUUCCUGGACGGGUGCCCAGUACGUCUAUCCCGAGGAGCCGUACAUGGAUUUACUUGGCAGGCUGGUAGCACCGGACGGUCCGCCAUCCGAACGGGAAUUCAUGGAGAUGCUCAACUUUCCCGGCGACGCCGCGGACUACACGGUUGCGGAGGACUUUGACAAAACCUACCGCGAGGAGAACGACAUCGAGGAUGCCUUCAUCAAGGAAGAGGGCACGGAUGGAGACGACUUCUACAUCAAGGAGGAAGACUCCGACGGAAUGGACAUGGAGGGAGUCCCCAUCAAGGAAGAGAACACCAACGGCAGCCACAUUAAGGAAGAGGAGAUGUGGUAUGGGGUCAUGGAUAACGCAUACUGA